Messenger RNA from Trichoderma breve, 1575 nucleotides. RefSeq names its product glycosyl hydrolases family 18 domain-containing protein. The transcript has 4 exons. Bases 1 to 1575 code for a protein of 524 amino acids. Gene Ontology annotation, biological process: carbohydrate metabolic process; chitin catabolic process. Lineage: Eukaryota; Fungi; Ascomycota; Sordariomycetes; Hypocreales; Hypocreaceae. Gene Ontology annotation, molecular function: chitin binding; chitinase activity. The record is from RefSeq and is a predicted model, not a curated record. Gene Ontology annotation, cellular component: extracellular region.
AUGUUCAAACUCCUUUGCGUUGUGCUGCCCGUUGUGGCGAGAGUCGCCGUGGCCACUCCAGCUACACUCAAAGCGAGAUGUGACGAUCCGACAGCACAUCCAUCACCACUUACUGAACCAGCGUCGAACUUCCCGGCUGCUGACUUGCCUUUUGAUCUUCCGCCGAUCGAACUUGAACCUAUAGACCCCCAUGAUCUAGAGUCGUUUGGUACAGAGGAGCCUUGGCUAUCUGUUUCCCCAUCACUACCGAGUGAACCUAGUCCUGCGCCAGAAGACUUUGAGUCUCCUGCUCCAGACUUUGAGUCUCCUUCUCCAGACUUUGAGUCUCCUUCUCCAGACUUUGAGUCUCCUGCUCCAGAGGACCUUGAAUCUCCUUCUUGGUCUCCUUCUCAACCAUCACCGCCAGAUUCCAACCCCAACUUUCCCGGAAGAAAGAAUGUCGUCUAUUUCACCGACUGGAGCAUCUAUAAGGCAGGCUUUCUGCCUCAGUAUCUCCCCACAAGUGAUAUUACCCACUUGCUCUACGCAUUUGCCGGAAUUGCACCGGAUGGAUCUGUCGUCUCGUAUGACGAAUGGGCCGACGAGGAUAAGAUCCUAGGCAAGCGUGACGUCGUCCACGGUGCCAUCGAGCAAGUCUUUUUGCUCAAAAGCAAGAACCGUCACAUGAAGACUCUGCUCUCCAUCGGUGGCUGGACCGCAUCGCAAGAGGGAAAGUUUGGGCCCGCUAUCGGCUCUGCUGAUGGUCGACGCCGCUUCGCCGAGUCUUCUGUCAAGAUGCUCGCCGACUGGGGAUUCGAUGGUCUUGACAUUGACUAUGAGUACCCAGAGACUCCAGAAGAUGCGCAGAACUUUGUCUACCUGCUCCGAGAGGUUCGAGCAGCAUUGGAUAAUUACGCAGCCCGCCAUGGCCAGCGAUAUCGCUACCUCCUCACCGUGGCGACAUCUGCUGGACCUGACCACUAUAAAAUUCUAGACUUGGAGGCGAUGGAUCAGUACAUCGACACCUGGCAUCUCAUGGCAUAUGACUAUGCUGGUAGCUGGGAUACCGUGGCUGGACAACAGUCCAACGUCUUCAUCGACCAUCAAAACCCCGACAGCACAAAGUUCAGCACCGACAAGGCAGUGGACGCCUAUAUCAGACGAGGCGUCGACCCUAGCAAGAUUGUUCUCGGCCUUCCUCUCUAUGGCCGCUCAUUUGAGAACACUGAUGGUCUGGGUAAGCCCUACGAUGGAAUUGGACCGGGUACUAUUGAGCCGGGAGUUUAUCUCUACCGCGACCUUCCUCGGCCCGGUGCUACUGUCCACGUCAACCGAUAUACCCUCUCUGCAUACUCUUACGACCCUUCGGCAAGGGAAUUAGUUUCCUUUGAUAACGUCGAGACGGCGAGACUCAAGGCCGAGUAUCUCCAGAGCAGGGGUCUCGGCGGCGCCGUCUUCUGGGAAGCUUCGGGUGAUCGUUCUGGGGAAGAGAGUCUGAUUAGGACGCUGGCUAGAGAGAUGGGUCAUCUGGAUUAUUCCACGAAUAUGUUGAGCUAUCCGGAGAGUCGGUUUUCCAAUAUUCAGAAUGCAUCAUAG